AUGUCCGAGUACAAGAAGGCGCAAGCUCGGGUUCGGGAUUUGGUCGAGAAGCGCAGAAUGCUAGAGAAACGUUUGACACAAGUUGAAGACAGCAUCUCCCAAAAGGAAACUGCAUAUCUCGACAGCACACCGAGCGGAAACAUCAUCACCGGUUUCGACAAUUACAUGAAGGGCAUAAGUGGCGCGGCAGCACAGCGACGAAAGGCUGGUCCGAUGGAACAGAACAGAGUCUUCUCAAGGUCGUCGAUUUCCUACCGACCUAACAAUCUAGAGGGCAUCACACCUGGAUCAGGAGGCUCGACACCAGCUGGCGCGACACCUUUAUCAGCCGCAUUUAGAGACGGACCCUCGAAUCACCCGACACCGACAUCUUCGACUGCGGUUAAGAACGCAAGCAAGUCGAAGAAGAAAACGGUCGAGCACGAGGACAGCGAAAACGAUACUUCGACGAGCAAGAAACGAACAAAUUUUGGAGCACAGCGCAAGUAG
This is a messenger RNA of Fusarium tjaetaba, 489 nucleotides long. RefSeq names its product chromatin modification EAF6. Gene Ontology annotation, cellular component: NuA4 histone acetyltransferase complex. Bases 1 to 489 code for a protein of 162 amino acids. Lineage: Eukaryota; Fungi; Ascomycota; Sordariomycetes; Hypocreales; Nectriaceae. The transcript is spliced from 3 exons. The record is from RefSeq and is a predicted model, not a curated record.